GCCUUAGUUCCGGUAUCAGGCAGCAACUAGAGCAUUCAGUGGUCGUUACGAUGUUGUUCAGCUGUGGCGCAUUUCCAGCCAGUCUACCAACACAGCCACCUCGUCAGCAGUUGUCACGGAAGGCUUCGAAUCCCUUUAUUUCGAUUUGCAACCGAAACGCCAUUAUAAGGCAAAGAGGCUCCUGCCACCUAGCUCCGAGGUUGGAUUCCAGCGCAAUUUCUCCUGAUUGUUACCUAUAGCAUCAUGCAUAUAUUUUGCCGCCAGAUAGAGGCUCUGUCUACUCGGUCUUGGAGGGCUGUCAUCAGCGGCGACGGCCAAGAGAGGACGAUUGUCCUACAAGAUCCCUUCAAAUUGGAGUCAGAGGAAAAGCUAGUCAAAUGGUACAUUGAGGAUUUUGUAAACACCCCUUUUUCUAAGUACCGCGCUCGUGCAGCAGCAGCAGUGCUUCGGCGCUAUGGCAAAUCGCUGUGGCAGCAACUGGGGAUCGACACCGCAGGAUCAUUAGCGGACUCGGGCUGUCCUCGAACGAUUACAUUGAACAUUAUCCUGUCCGACGAUCAAAACAGCAUUGAUAAGAUCUACUGGGAGUUGCUUGAGAGUUUCGACACCAUCGCUUGUCCCAUAAUUAUCCACAGGACGCUACAUAGCCAUAUCCCGUCAACUGCUCUUCGCCCUAUGCGGACGCUUUCGAUCGAUCGGGUUCGAGUUUUGAUUGUCUCUGCGAGAUCGCAGAAAAGGUCAGAUGUCGACCCUAGGCUAACGAGCCUUCCCCUAGUCCAGACUCUGGCGGGCAACUCCAAUGUCGAUUUGGUAUUUGUACAUUCGGCAACGUUUGAGGAAUUUGAGAGAAAACUGGACUCGACAACUCCAUCUGAGAAGAUCGACCUGGUCCAUUUUGAUCUUCAUGGAAGGGUUGAUCGUGAGAAAGGAUCGGUUCUGGAAUUUUUUGACACGACUACAAAGCAUCGCAAAAGUUACGCCGCUUUUACCGUUGCCAAGGUUCUACAGCGAAAUGGUGUUCAAUGGGCUGUGCUAUGUGCCUGCCGUACUGCACAGACUACCUCAACGUUCAGUCACCUUGCCCUCGAGUUUUUGAAUCACGGAAUCAAUGGUGUCUUCGCAAUGAGAUAUGAAUUGAAAGCCGCCGCUGCCAAAAUUCUAACAUCCUCGUUUUAUGAGGCACUCUGUAAGAAGGGAAAAACCUUCACCGAGUCCGGGUAUGCCGCUCGUCGUGCGUUGCAAGCAAGUACUUCUCGCCCUGCUCGAUUUGACGAGAUAGUCGAGGUGCAAGACUCUUUAGUCCCUGCAAUAUACACGGCGGGCGGAAAUGACUUUCGCUUGGAAGAAUUUACAACUGUGGACAGCAUCGCGGCCAGUUCAUUCCCAAAAUCUUCCCCAUUACCCGAGAUGAUUGGUAGAGAAGAUGACAUCCGUCGGUUAAGCGCUUUGAUGAGAGAGGAGAAGUCAUUUUUGAACGUCGUUAGCGAUAUUGGAAACGGCAAAUCCACCCUGAUGGAGCACUUGACUUGGUGGUGGAAGGAGAUAAAGCUCUUCUCUCGCAUCAUUUAUGUCAAUGUACCUCUGACUAGAUCCGAGCGUAACGACGAUGGCACCUUCGGUUGUCUGGCUAUUGCUAACUGCAUAUAUCGAGCUGUUGACGAAAAUAGGAUCCCGAAUCCUUCGUGUUCUGAUCCUAUCAGAAUUUUAGCUCAGGCCAUGGAAAGCUCAAAGGGCCAGGAUGUCAUCGUGCUACUAGACGGCCUCGACGAAAUCUAUCCUUACUUAUCCAACAACAGUUGUGAAGACACUGCCCAAAGCUGGUCCGAUUUUCUUCGCAUGGCAAAACUUCUGUCCACUACUGGCUUCAAAUUGGUAGUGACAUCUUCUGUUCCCUUGCCAAUUCUUGCAGAUGAGACGAGCGAUUUUUUGUUUGAGCUUAGCACCCGCAUGACAAAUGAGGAGGUUUUACAACUUCUUUAUCCCCCAAAUACAGCAUCUCCGCGGCCAGAACAUUUGAAAAAGUCGACCGAUACACAUCUUCACUGCGUAUUUGAACUUUUGCAAUACAAUCGUGUUGCCCUGAAGAGCCAAUCAAGCAAACUUCGUGGCAAGUUUCACGGACUAGAUGCCAUCCUCUUAUGGGAUGGUGCAUUCGACGAACAUUCGGCUUACGAAGUACGAGCCAACCUGAUGGAAAGCCGAGUUACUGAACUUCAAUCUCUGAAUCUCAAUGACGACUGUGGUCUUGGACGUGUCCACAGUCUCCUUCUGGUAAUUUUGGAUUAUCUGGCAAAGGACAAGCGAUAUGAAGACCUCUGGGCUUUGCUUUCGAUUGGUUUAUGGAUCGAUAUCAUACCGCAUCCAAGCCAAAUAAAGGAAAUUUUCGAAGGAGACAAUCUACAAAUGAGAGUUCCAAUCAUUCAAUAUAUCGUGGACAACAUUCCCAAGUCUCAGCUGGAAAGCUCAUUUCUGCCGUUUGAGCUCUGGUCCAUCACACGGGAGUCGUCCGUCAUGGAGAAAAAAACUCGAAGCAAUUCCCACUCUCUCCCUGUGGUAUCGAAGAUUACCAUGAGUUCCUUGCAAAAUGCGAUACAGUUGCUCAUGGCUGCUAAUCUUAUAACGGGGCAAACAGAAACUCUUAUCGAUGGUAUGAAGGGGUACAAGAUACACCCGGCUGCUACUCUUUGGCUUCGUCGAAUCUUGCUUGUGUUACCCUAUCACACGGUCCUCUUGAACAUUUAUACUUGCAUGGGAAGUAGAGCGUAUCAAAUGGCCGAUCUCAACCCCAAUGAAGCCGAGAUAAAGUCAGGAAACGCGAGUCACCUUCGGGCCAUUCAAUCACCAUCCUUUCCAUUUAUUGAGAGGGAGAAAUGGAAUUUGAUAACGGCCGUUGGAAAAAUGAGACAUGAUGCUGCUCAAUUGCAAGCAAACCUAGCUCUUGUCAGCCCAGAAAACGAUCUCAACUUUGCGUGGCUACCAUUCAUGGUCCUGAUACCGAUCAGCUUCGCCGCACCGGAUUUCUGUCCACUGUUCCUGACACACGUUGCUUUGGAAUACCUGGCGAGCAUAGAGCCUCAAAUCCCUCAAUCCUAUCUCGCCCCACUUCCGGGAGAAAUCACCAUGCUGCCGCUCAUGCAUCUUCUGAUUACCGUCGUUCUCAUGGUGCAGAGAUAUCGAUUGGAUAACGAGCUGCCAGUGCCUCUGCGAAUCCGUCGACUUCUCUUGGCCCGUGUUGAGGCUAUAAGGGACGCUGGUAUAGAUUGUGAUGAGAUAAAUGAAGAUGAGUUUAUUCUGAUGGAGAUAUCGCACUGGCUGAAUGAGGCCGGUAUUGCUAUUAGAUCACCGGAAUGCGAUAAGGUGAAAACCAGCCGAAUUUUCGACAAAGUGAAUGUUCUUAAGCAACAGUGCAAAUCCUCCUGGGAUAUGAGAUUCAAGAUUGCGACCUCGGUCAUGGAAUGCCUUCCGCAAGGCGAAUAUGAUCCUCAGGGAAGUUUGACAAACUAUCGAGAUGAUAACCCUGAGGGCCCCGAGCGCCUUCCAGACCAUGCAUCAAUGCUUCCUCUGGCUUUGCACGCUUUGGUGGGGUCUCUCAUGCCCCCAAGCAAAGGCGAUGGAAUAUCCUCUUCGUCUGAUUGGAUGACAGACAUUUAUUCCUUCAUGGCGGGUGACCUUGAAUUUGAGAUGUCUACGCCCCCUUGGUAUACAGACCAAAUAACUCCCGUUUUCAACCACCUCCGCAACCGCAACAUAGAAAAAGCGUCAGCCGCGGCGCUCCGGGCCCUUGAUACGGCUGAGAAAGACGGCAACAUCCUUCUAGCCUCCAAUCUCCGUCACCUCUGUCGUCGACUUGCCGACUUAGACACCAUUGACGAGUACGACAAGCAACAAACUCAGCUUGCACGGACAGCUGAUAGAUCUGCCCCAUUUUUGCGCGAUCUCUUGUUGAACUAUCUGGCUGGUCACGAUACUCCUGGAGCCUACCAAUAUGUCAAACAUGAGCGGACAAACCUGGAGGCUUCCUUGCCUUUUAUUCGCCAGCUAAUGGCAGUUCUUCCGCAACUCGACCAUGAAACAAUACCGGAGUCAGUCAGCGCCUUUUGGAAGAGCACGCCGCAUGACACUACUUUUAUGGAAAUCGGGCUUAUAGGGAUGGAUCAACUUGCUGAGCUUUUAGAGCCAUUCAAGGACGAGAGACUGGAGGACAAAAUGGAGUGGGUACGACUGGUCCAAGGAAUCUGGGACCUCAUGGAUAAAUUGGUCGACCAAAAUACGCCCAGCGACCGCGCUUGGAUGCUUAAGCUCUACGAAGUAUAUCCAGAGCGGGGAGAUGCGCGAGGCUACUGGCACGGUCGCCGAGACGUUCUCGAUAGUAAUAUGUGGGAAGAUGAUGGUCAUUCACAUCUAAAGGGGCUCAUUUGAGUGAUCGUGGAUAUGCACUGCAUACCCUCAAGAGAUGAAUGUCUGUCUUUCUAAAUCCUCAAGUCUGACAAGGGUGAUUUGGUGUAAGACGACCAAUCUUUGCGCUGAUGAACGAAGG
Messenger RNA from Penicillium brasilianum, 4537 nucleotides. The record is from the annotation of a GenBank genome assembly. Lineage: Eukaryota; Fungi; Ascomycota; Eurotiomycetes; Eurotiales; Aspergillaceae.